Messenger RNA from Penaeus vannamei (Pacific white shrimp), 3018 nucleotides. RefSeq names its product adhesion G protein-coupled receptor L4. Gene Ontology annotation, cellular component: plasma membrane. Gene Ontology annotation, molecular function: G protein-coupled receptor activity. Gene Ontology annotation, biological process: cell surface receptor signaling pathway; adenylate cyclase-activating G protein-coupled receptor signaling pathway. The record is from RefSeq and is a predicted model, not a curated record. NCBI's taxonomy places the organism in Eukaryota, Metazoa, Arthropoda, Malacostraca, Decapoda, Penaeidae.
UUAAGGAAUAGUCGGAUUAGUGGAGUUGCCAUCCAUGGCAAAAACUAAUGGAAAACUGCAGAUAACCAGAGGAGGGGUAAAAUAUACUAGAAUCACAUUUUAUUGCAAUAACAUGUACUGCAAUUCAUGUAUAAAAAGAAGAUAAUGGGAGAGUCAUCGAUUUUCUAGAAGUAUGAACUUUCCUCAAUGCGCCUUAAAGCCAAGGUCAGCACAGGUUAUUGGAGGAUUUUGAUAAUCAGUAAAGCAAGCUGAAUGUUUAAUCUGCAUAUACUCCCGCACGCUACAUCGUGGGCUUGUCUUUCAAAGAUUCUAAGAACAAAGUCAAUUGAUGAAUGUUGAACGAGAAAGUCAAACUACAAAGUAACCCUUAAAGUUUUAUUUUCAUAACAAGAGCCACAUGAGAUCCGAGGAAUAAACUUUUGGCAAGUGUCAUGACAGCAUAAGUAUGACGUCCAUGCGCUAAUGCUACUGAAUUUUGGCGCAAUCCUCGAUACCUCGCAGCAGCAAUAUUUUGAUUUUCAUUUUGAGUGAAUGAAGUACUCCCUCAUUCGUCAGUGCAUGGAAUGGCAAGGAGAAAUAUCGUGCCAAAAACCCGAAACGUUGAUAUAAAAAGAAAAAAAAAAACAGGCCGUUUCGGUUGUGUUUGUGUGAAUGAAUAAGGGAUGACAGCAAGUGCGCGUACAUUCGGGAAGAAGCCGUUCUAUGUUCUGUAAUCAGCAUGAGGUGCAAACGCAAGACUGAAUAAUGAGGAACUAUCGCUUGGAAUAUAUGAAGAAAUGGCAGUCAUCACAAGAAACGGUCAAUAGAGGAGUAUCACAAGAGGCAAAUAUUGAUGAAGGGACAUUCGCUCAUUACCACAGAUCAAAACUAGAUUGGUUCCAUCUUUGCAAGAAGUAGCUGUCCUAAUGUAAGGUAACUGUGAUCGGCAUACUGACAACAUAUAAGAGACCUACCCAGCGCUGAGGUCCAAGGCGGGAGACCAGCAGACCGGGCGGCGUACUCUGCGAAACACAAGAGACUGAAUGCAUGUCUAUAAUAUUGUAAACGUUGUGCUUUCGGGCGCAGCGGAAAGAUGUGUCAGUGGUAUGCCUUGCGGAAAACUAAUUAGAAAAUUUUUAAAAUCGUAGUUUUAUAAAUAAAAAUGUAACUGUUAAUUGCAAGGCAUAUCACUUUUGUGAGAGUAAACAUUGUAGUAUGGUCGUGGUGUGCUCGAGUAUGUGAAAGUUGAAGCGUGGACUGCACAAAACAGCCAAUAGAAACACCAAUAAUUAUGUGAUAACUAAUCAUUUCUCCCUCCCCCCCUUCUUUUACGUUGUUCCCUCCCCCCCCUCCUCCUCCUUCAUUCCGAGCAGAUCCCAGCGUUCCAACUUCCAGCACCACCACGGAGCCGCCCAUCACCUACCCGCCGCACGUCUCUAUACAGGAGCUUCUCUACGAGACGACGACCGACAUGCACGCGGGGUCCCUGGAGGACUUCAUGGUAGGCGCCAACGGGGAAGACGAGGACAAGUUCGAGCAGACGGACGGGCCCUUCGGCUUCGGCUACGCGGUCAGGGUCAAGGCGGACAACCAGGAGUGCUUAGUGAAGCAGAAUUACGAGAGCGCCGGUGACUGCACGAAGGACCCAAACAUCUGCUCCAAGGGCUUCAGCAUCAGCAUCUGGGAAAAGGCCGACUUCAGCUACGACAUUUUCUGGACCAUUAACAACCUGCAGAACGAACCCAAGAGAUACGUCUUAUCUACAGGCGGCGACGAGCAAGGGCACCCCGGCAUCGCCAUCUACCAUCAAGGGAUAUCCCUGGUAGCCAUCGUGUCCACCGGCGACGAAUACUGGAAGCUGGAGGUGUACGGGCCCUUCCAUAACUCGACCUGGAACAACAUCGGCAUCUUGUGGUCCCGGCCGCAAGGGGAGAACGGGGGCUUAGAGAUGCACGUAAACCACAGACGGGUAGGGACCGUUUACAAGGGAAUGGCGAGUACAAGGAAGAGCCCACUGAACCCCUCGGAACUCAUGAUCGGAUGCCACAAAGACAGCGACAACCAGCUCUACCGAGGCUACAACGAUGCUGAGUUCGAUGAGCUAGCCUUGUGGAAACGCAGUCUACUGGAUAACGAGACUAUGUUCUUCCUGGGAGGAUAUGAAGGGGAAAUGAGCUUCAUCGACCCCGAGGAAUACCAGGUGAUGCUGGAGAAAACGGACCUCAAAGACUCUUCGCAGCUCGUGGCCGCAUUCAAAGUACUGUCCCUCAUGGACGUCGCUUCCAGGCCCGAAAACGCCACAGAGGAGGAGGCGAUGAACAACACGUUAAGGCUCCAGAAUGUCAUGGCGAGCCUCACCAACCCAGAAAACAUCAAGCAAGAUCUCGGGGUCGACGACUGGGUCCAGUUCUUGGACAUCAUCCACGCCACGAGCAACCUCCUGGACGACGACAGCGAGGACACCUGGCGCGUGAUGGAGGCGAAGGGCAAGGCCGGCGCCACGGAGGUCGCCAGGGACUUCGAGGGAUUCUAUCUCGAUCUUCUAGACAAAGUCAGUUUGGAAGGAAAGACCGAACUGGACUAUACGAAAACGUCGGAAAACAUUGCCGCUCGGUGUGAAAAGACCCGGAUUCGCGACUUCGUGGCCGCCCCCACCUACGUCAGUCCGGACUACAAUCAGAUGAAGUCGCUCUACUCGGACUGGGACCGACCCACGGACAAGAUAUACGUUCCAACCAACAUGUUUACGGACGAGCGAUGCCUGGAGCGCGAGGUGUCCAUUCUGACUGUCCUCUACGACACGUACGACGACGUCGCCCCCAACAGAGUCAGCGCGAGGACCAUCCCCCCUCCAUGCCAAACUACCUGGACUCGAGGGUGCUCAGCGUGCGAGUGAGGGGCGUGCCGGAGUUAGACUCGCAGGGGCGGGUCAUCCCCAGCUCCCCCCAGUGCGCCCCUGACCCUGACGCCCUUUGGAGGAACCCGCUGAAGAUUAUACUCGAGCACAAGGUCAAGGAGAAGGCGCUCAGGAGGAUGCUU